CUCCCUCCCCCUCCCCUCCCUCCCCCUUCCCCUCCCUCCCCUCCCUCUCCUCCCUCCCCUCCCUCCCCCUCCCCUCUUCCCCUCCCUCCCCCUCCCAUCGUCCCCUCCCUCCCCCUCCCAUCUUCCCCUCCCUCCCCUCCCUCCCCUCCCUCCCCCCCUCCCCCCUCUCCCCUCUGUCUCCUCCCUCCCCCUCCUCUCCCCUCCAUCCCCCCUCCCCCUCCUCUCCCCUCCAUCCCCCCUCCCCCUCCUCUCCCUUCCAUCCCCUCCCUCCCCCUCCUCUCCCCUCCAUCCCCUCCCUCCCCCUCCUCUCCAUCCCCUCCCUCCCCCUCCUCUCCCCUCCCUCCCCCUCCUCUCCCCUCCCUCCCCCUCCUCUCCCUCCUCUCCCCUCCAUUCCCUCCCUCCCCCUCCCCUCCCUCCCUACCCUCCCAUCUCUGUCCCCUCCCCUGCCCCCUCCCCUCCCCCUCCCCUCCCCCUCCCCAUCCCCUCCCUAUCCCCUCCCCCUUCCCUCCCCCUUCCUCCCCUCCCCCUUCCUCCCCUCCCUCCUCCCCUCCCUCCUCCCCUCCCUCCUCCCCUCCCUCCUCCCCUCCCUCCUCCCCUCCCUCCUCCCCUCCUUCCUCCCCUCCCUCCUCCCCUCCCUCCUCCCCUCCCUCCUCCCCUCCCUCCUCCCCUCCCUCCUCCCCUCCCUCCUCCCCUCCCUCCUCCCCUCCCUCCUCCCCUCCCUCCUCCCCUCCCUCCCCUCCUCCCUCCCCUCUCUCCCCUCACUCCCCUCCCCCUCCCCUCACUGUCCCCUCCUUCCCCUCCCCUCCCCCUCCCCCUCCCCAUCCCCUCCCUAUCCCCUCCCCUCCCCCUUCAUCCCCUCCCCAUUCAUCCCCUCCCUCCUCCCCUCCCUUCCUCCCUCCCUCCUCCCCUCCCUCCUCC
Molecule: messenger RNA, 918 nt
Organism: Pan troglodytes (chimpanzee)
Lineage: Eukaryota; Metazoa; Chordata; Mammalia; Primates; Hominidae
Source: RefSeq, a predicted model, not a curated record